Molecule: messenger RNA, 316 nt
Organism: Staurois parvus
Lineage: Eukaryota; Metazoa; Chordata; Amphibia; Anura; Ranidae
Source: the annotation of a GenBank genome assembly
UCAUGUGAUCAGCUGUGUCCAAUCACAGCUAAUCACAUCUGUCACGCUGACAGUUCGAGAGGAGAGCCGAGCACUGAUGAUCAGUGUAGCCCCAGCAGUGCCACCUGCCAGUGUCCAUCAGUGCCAGCUAUCAGUGCCACAUCAAUGCCUACCAGUGCACAUCAAUGCCACAUAUCGGUGCUCAUCUGAGCUGCCUUUCAGUGUCACCCAUCAGUGCCAGCGUAACAGUGCCAGUCAGUGCUGCCUAUCAGUGCCAUAUAUCAAUGCUGCCUUUCAGUGCCCAUCAGUGCCACCUACCAGUGCCUCCUCAUCAAUG